Penaeus indicus is the source of this 1464-nucleotide messenger RNA. RefSeq lists its product as uncharacterized. Lineage: Eukaryota; Metazoa; Arthropoda; Malacostraca; Decapoda; Penaeidae. The annotation marks the transcript as partial. The record is from RefSeq and is a predicted model, not a curated record. The transcript has 4 exons.
AGUAGCUCCAGUUCUGUUGCAUCAAAUACUGAGAGUUCAUACAGUAGCUCCAGUUCUGUUGCAUCAAAUACUGAGAGUUCAUACAGUAGCUCCAGUUCUGUUGAAUCAAAUACUGAGAGUUCAUACAGUAGCUCCAGUUCUGUUGCAUCAAAUACUGAGAGUUCAUACAGUAGCUCCAGUUCUGUUGAAUCAAAUACUGAGAGUUCAUACAGUAGCUCUAGUUCUGUUGCAUCAAAUACUGAGAGUUCAUACAGUAGCUCCAGUUCUGUUGCAUCAAAUACUGAGAGUUCAUACAGUAGCUCCAGUUCUGUUGAAUCAAAUACUGAGAGUUCAUACAGUAGCUCCAGUUCUGCUGAAUCAAAUACUGAGAGUUCAUACAGUAGCUCCAGUUCUGUUUCAUCAACCUUUACUUCAUACAGUAGCUCCAGUUCUGUUGCAUCAAAUACUGAGAGUUCAUACAGUAGCUCCAGUUCUGUUGCAUCAAAUACUGAGAGUUCAUACAGUAGCUCCAGUUCUGCUGAAUCAAGUACCAAUUCAGUUACUCUCACCAGUGACUCUUCUAAAUCCACCACGACAGACACCCCAGACAGACCGCUAUUAACAGGAAAAGAACUGUUCAUGCAUACGGGAGAAGUUCUUGACGACAUCGACCAAUCUCUGAACAAGUUACAAGAUAUUCUCAACUCAGAAUUGAGAGAAAAAUCGCAUGCAGGGCCUCUGCACCUCGCCGGGUCAAAGGUCAACAGAUCUUUUCCCCGGAAGGACGUCGGGACCAAAGCGGAUAUGUGUCCGACAGAUGAGCCGCAUUGCACUGCCAUUGAACAGUCGUUUUCAGCUAUCAAUGAUCUAACCAAGAUUUUAGCGGAUGAUCCUAAGGCAUGGACUGACGAAUAUCUAAGGAAGCUGGAAAAUGAGAACGGAAUUCUUACUGAGGCGGUGGACGGAGCCAAGAAGGAGGAUUUCGAAGUGACGGAAACAAAGAAGAAGAUACAGGUUGUAAAACAGCAAGUCAGCGAGGGCAGCAAAGUGGCCAGCGCUCAGGUCGAGGAAUACGAGAAGGAAGAACUAGACAGCAUCAUCUUCACGUCGGUGUUCGGGGCUAUCGGUGGCCUCAUGGUGGUAGGGUUGCUUGGGGCCUUGAUGUUCGCGGUCGUCAAGGGCAAGAAAGUGUCUAAGACGAAGGAAAACAAGCGGUAUAAUCAGGUUCCCGAAGAGAGAAUCCCCGUGGGCGACUUCAUCCGCGCCCACGACAACCCUCCGCCGGCGAGGAGCGAGGCGAACAAGGCCCCCUACGCCCGCAGCGACUACGCCACGCCCUACGCCCCCGAAGCCCCUGCCAACCGUGAUCCUUACGCCCGCGGGAGGUCGUCUGGGGAACCUCGCUCUUACGGCCAGGGGAGGUCCGGGGGGCUGACCAGGAAUUACUAGGGAGGGGGGGAGAGGAGGACUGAUGGGAGGAGGAGG